GAUAAGAGAGACAUUAGUUACACCCCCUCAUUUAUUCAUGGAGAAGGUGUUCAUCUUGGAAGUCGAUGUUUUAUGUCCUCUGAAUGUGGAAAAUAUUUUACUAAAUUUUCUAGCUUUCAUUAUCAACAGAGAGGUCAUACUGGAGAAUGGCCUUAUCACUCCAAUGAAUGUGGGAAAUCUUUUACCCAGAGCUCUGCCCUUUGUAAUGAUCAGACACUUCGUACAGGAGAAAAGCCUUAUCAAUGCAGUGAAUGUGAGAAAUCUUUUACCGCUAAGAACAUCCUUCUGCAACAUCAGAGAUUUCAUACUGCAGAAAAGCCUUAUAAAUGUAGUGAAUGUGGGAAGUCUUUUACUGCUAAGCGCAUCCUUCAUCAUCAUCAGAGAGUUCACACUGGAGAAAAGCCUUUUCAAUGCAGUGAAUGUGGAAAAUCUUUUAUCACUACGGCUGACGUUCAUCAACAUCAGCGUAUUCACAGUGGAGAAAGCCCUUAUAAAUGCAGUGAAUGUGGAAAAUCUUUUACCACUAGUAUUGACCUUCAUUGUCAUCAGCGUAUUCACAGUGGAGAAAAGCCUUAUCAAUGCAGUGAAUGUGGAAAAUCUUUUACCACUAGUAGUUCCCUUCAUUGUCAUCAGCGUAUUCACACUGGAGAAAAGCCUUAUAAAUGCAGUGAAUGUGGAAAAUCUUUUACCACUAGUAGUUCCCUUCAUUGUCAUCAGCGUAUUCACACUGGAGAAAAGCCUUAUAAAUGCAGUGAAUGUGGAAAAUCUUUUACCACUAGUAGUUCCCUUCAUUGUCAUCAGCGUAUUCACACUGGAGAAAAGCCUUAUAAAUGCAGUGAAUGUGGAAAAUCUUUUCCCCGGAGCGAUACCCUUCGUUUUCAUUGGAGAAUUCAUACAGGAGAAAAGCCUUAUAAAUGCAGUGAAUGUGGAAAAUCUUUUAUCGCUAAAACCAUCCUUGAUCAACAUCAGAGAGUUCAUACAGGAGAAAAGCCUUAUAAAUGCAGUGAAUGUGGAAAAUCUUAUAAAGGUAGCAGUGGUCUCCAAUAUCAUAAGAGAAGUCACAUGGGAAAAGCCUUAUAAAUGCAGUGAAUGUGGGAAAUCUUUUCCCUCUAAGACCAACCGUUGUCAACAUCAGAGUUCAUAUGGGAGAAAAACUUAAUAAAUG
This is a messenger RNA of Myotis brandtii (Brandt's bat), 1165 nucleotides long. Its product is annotated as zinc finger protein 239-like. Gene Ontology annotation, biological process: regulation of transcription by RNA polymerase II. The transcript has a single exon. Gene Ontology annotation, cellular component: nucleus. The record is from RefSeq and is a predicted model, not a curated record. Gene Ontology annotation, molecular function: DNA-binding transcription activator activity, RNA polymerase II-specific; RNA polymerase II cis-regulatory region sequence-specific DNA binding. Lineage: Eukaryota; Metazoa; Chordata; Mammalia; Chiroptera; Vespertilionidae. Bases 73 to 1080 code for a protein of 335 amino acids.